CCCCUCCUCUUCUCUCAUCUAUAUACAUACACAAAAAUACCUCCGUGUAAUGAUUUAUAAUUAGUCAAUCUCUCGUGUUGCUGAAGAUUCAUUGUGCGUAAAACAGUUAAGCACGCCUGAUCGGUCCAAUCAAUACUGAGCAUUCAUUAUUACGUUAUAAGAGCAAGCGGGAGAGCGAGGAGCGGGAGACGUGAGAUCUUGGACGCACGAGAUCGUAACGGCUUUCGAAUCGCGAGCGAGUAUGAUUUUAUAUAACAUUGCGUUUCGUGCCAAAAGCACGCAACGGGGCGGAGUGCAUCCUCGUGUUCCUACUCUCGAUUUCCGCUUUCUCGUCUUAGCCUGCGAUACAUCGGAUCAGACGAAUAUGACCGCAACAUGCGCACUUAAUUAUUACGCGAAUUAGCGUCAACUAAUUAAUUACUCAAUUGUUGUUAAUGAAGAAAGCCGCUUCUAAACGUUCGCACAGAAUCCACAAGCACUCUUGCAGAUGUACCGAUACAUUCGAAGCUGUACGCGAAGCGUUCUCUCUCUGCAUUAUAAAAUCACUAUUAUCUUCCGUUACGUAGCCGUUUUGUUUCAGAGAUCGCAGAACCUGUCCUGCGAUCCCGUUAUGUGAUUUAAUUGCCGAUCAGAGCACGUGCCAGGAUACGUACGCCUCGAGUUACGAUAUAACAGGUUUAAUCUAGUAAUGAUAUCGCCAUCGCAGUUUCCGUAUAUCGACAAUUCGUAACGUAAUCAGAAUUUUGUUACGUGCGCGUAGAAAAAUCGUUGCGCAAGCAGUUGCAUUAGCUGCUGCGGACGUAACUGUCAUCUUUUCGCGCUGGUUGUGACAUUGCGUGCCACAAUAAUAAUAUAUUUUUAUUAAUUCAGAAAAACGUAAACUGUUAGCAUAAUACUCCAGAAUUUCACAUGCAUGUAUCAAAUAAACAAACAUACACGCCUCGUCCCAUGUGAAAAGAUAUAAUUAUUUUAAACAAAUGUUCAUCAUUAUAUCUCAUCUGCCAACAAUGCCUCUUGUGAUGCACCCAACGUCGCUAUUAGAUAAUCUCCUCUCCCAGGCGCCGUACAUUCACUUAGCGUCUCUUCCUUUACGAUUAGCAACAAUUAACACGACAAUGGGCAUUCGCACGUCACGUUUUGCCAGCUUUAGCCUACGAAUUAAUGGUACGCUCCCACUCGUCCCGGAAGGAAACUCUAUCAUCACCCACCUACCCGUGCGAUCCUCGUGCAGCGUGGUUGGUGUAUUGGCAUGUGCGCGUGUGUGCAAGAAAUAGCGAUUCCUGCUGUUCGGUUAUCGCCAGGCCGUAGGCUAGGAUAGGUGCGCGCGUAGGUAUCCACAAGCGGAGAAUACUUUCACUGCCAAAGUACGCCUGUGGAAGCCUUCGGGAAGGAUAAGACGGCUAGGCACAAGUGGGAACGACGACAACGACGGUGAGAGUGAAAUGGAUGGAGGCAUACCGGUGCAGUACCGUAUCGCUCUUCCGACUGUCAUUACCGGCCAUUGCGGUCACUCGGGCUGCCUGUCGCGUUUCCGGAUAAGUUUCAGUAAACGGAAUCCCCGAAAGCGAGGUUUCGGCAACGACAAAACCAAUUUCGGGACGCAGCCGCGCUCUCGCGCGACCGCGGCUGAUCGCAUCUCUUCCGCGUUGGGAGCGACGCGGCCGAAGUCCUUGGGCCAGCGUCUCACUGGCCGGUUGUCGAAGGACCGCAGCUUCUUCUUGGAACAGUUAUCCCGUAAUUGCACCUUCUUAUCGAGCAGUGAGCGAGUGUCAGUGCAACGUUAAGCAGAUUGCCGAAGCCGAAGGACACUGUAAGGAAUGGCAUGGAAAUGAUGCACCGAAACCGAUAACAACGUCAUGAAGCAUCGAAAAAGUGACGCACCCAUCGACGUUCGAAGGGAUGAAAAAAUCGGCACACGACCACCUGACGUUCCGUUAUGAUAGCCACAAAAGUCACGAGGACGGGGUACUGUUAGAAAAGCAAGAGUCCAGUCGCUCUCACCAGGAUGGUUUUCAGUACGAUAGUGGUGACAUCUGCGUUGAAAGGCGCUAUCGGUUUGAUGGGCACAGGCUUAUGGCUGGUGCCACUGCUAAUCGCUGGGCUUUCUUACUAUCGUUAUGAUCAACUAGAUCCCGAGAGUCGAUCCAUUGACAGGCAUUCCUUGUAUCCGGAAUACGACUUUAUCGUCAUCGGCGGCGGUUCAGCGGGAGCGGUAGUCGCCAGUCGAUUGUCGGAGAUAACGGAGUGGAACGUGUUGUUACUGGAGGCUGGCCCAGACGAGAACGAGAUCACGGACGUGCCAUCUCUGGCCGCGUAUCUGCAGUUGUCGAAAUUGGACUGGAAGUACAAGACCGAACCCACGGGCAAGGCUUGUCUGGCAAUGAAAGGCGGUCGCUGCAACUGGCCGCGCGGUAAAGUCUUGGGAGGUAGCAGCACACUAAACUACAUGCUGUAUGUACGAGGUAACAAGCACGACUAUGAUCAUUGGGAAUCACUGGGUAACACUGGCUGGGGAUACGAACAGGCCCUCUACUACUUCAAAAAAUCGGAAGAUAAUCGGAAUCCGUAUCUACAAAGAAGUUCUUACCACGCGACUGGCGGUUACCUGACGGUUCAAGAGUCGCCUUGGAAGACGCCUUUAGUGGUUGCUUUUGUCCAAGCCGGAGUCGAAAUGGGGUACGAGAACAGGGACAUAAAUGGCGAACAGCAAACAGGCUUCAUGAUAUCGCAGGGAACUAUUCGCAGGGGCAGCAGAUGCUCCACUGCGAAGGCCUUUCUACGACCUGUACGACUGCGUAGAAACAUCCAUACUGCUAUGAACAGUUACGUGGCCAAAAUCGUGAUUGAUCCGUUGACAAUGAGAGCUACUGGGGUCGAGUUCAUUAGAAACGGUCGUAGACAAAUAGUCAGAGCACGGAAAGAGGUAAUAUUAUCAGCAGGUGCCAUUAACAGUCCUCAGAUACUAAUGCUAUCGGGAAUUGGACCGAAAGAGCAUUUACGACACGUUGGCAUUUCUGUAAUUAAAGACCUCCGGGUUGGAGACAACCUUCAAGAUCAUGUCGGAAUGGGCGGUUUAACAUUCCUGAUUGAUAAACCGGUUGCUAUAGUUCAAGACCGUUUCCAAGCAGCUCCGAUGACGAUGCAUUACGUGGUCAAUGGUAGAGGUCCUAUGACAACGCUGGGUGGCGUUGAGGGUUAUGCAUUUAUUAACACAAGAUACGCUAAUCACUCCAUUGAUUAUCCAGAUGUGCAGUUACACAUGGCGCCAGCCUCAAUAAAUUCUGAUGCAGGAGUACAAGUGCGAAAAGUCUUGGGACUAACGGAUGAAGUGUACAAUACUGUUUAUAGGCCAAUUAGCAAUAGAGAUGCCUGGACUAUUAUGCCUUUGUUAUUAAGACCUAGAUCUCGUGGUACGGUGCGAUUAAGAAGUUCUAAUCCCUUUCACAAACCUGUUAUCAACGCAAGUUAUUUUUCUGAUCCUAUGGAUAUCGCUAUUUUGAUAGAAGGUGCGAAACUUGCGAUCCAAAUUAGCGACGCAAAGGUUUUCAAGCAAUUUGGCUCGAGGCUUCAUCGCGUCAAGCUGCCAGGAUGCAAACAUCUUAAGUUUGAUUCUGACGCUUACUGGGAAUGUCACAUUCGGCAUAUUACUAUGACAAUCUAUCACCCCGUAGGCACUGCCAAAAUGGGACCACCAUCUGAUCCUACUGCUGUGGUGGAUCCAAGAUUGAAAGUCUACGGUAUCGCAGGUCUGCGAGUCAUCGACGCUUCCAUCAUGCCGACCAUAUGCAGCGGAAAUACAAAUGCUCCUGUAAUUAUGAUCGGCGAAAGAGGCGCGGAUCUUAUCAAAGAAGAUUGGUUAGCUACGAUUGCCAAUAAGUAAUUAAUCUUUUCAGUAUGGUCAAUUAUAAAGUCAAUAGCCGAA
Molecule: messenger RNA, 3922 nt
Organism: Ooceraea biroi (clonal raider ant)
Lineage: Eukaryota; Metazoa; Arthropoda; Insecta; Hymenoptera; Formicidae
Product: glucose dehydrogenase [FAD, quinone]
Molecular function (GO): flavin adenine dinucleotide binding; oxidoreductase activity, acting on CH-OH group of donors
Source: RefSeq, a predicted model, not a curated record